Elephantulus edwardii (Cape elephant shrew) is the source of this 4860-nucleotide messenger RNA. RefSeq names its product transient receptor potential cation channel, subfamily M, member 1 (gene TRPM1). The transcript has 27 exons. Gene Ontology annotation, biological process: calcium ion transport into cytosol; protein tetramerization. The record is from RefSeq and is a predicted model, not a curated record. Gene Ontology annotation, cellular component: membrane. The coding region runs from base 1 to 4860 and encodes 1619 amino acids. Gene Ontology annotation, molecular function: calcium channel activity. NCBI's taxonomy places the organism in Eukaryota, Metazoa, Chordata, Mammalia, Macroscelidea, Macroscelididae.
AUGUCCAUAGAGGGUCAGAAAACUUGGAUAGAGAAAACAUUCUGCAAACGGGAAUGUAUCUAUGUAAUUCCUAGCACUAAAGACCCAAAUAGGUGUUGUUGUGGCCAGCUCACCAACCUACAUAUUCCUCCUCUGCCAAGCUUAACACCUAGCAAAAAUGGAGAGGAAAACAAACAAGUGGAGAUACAACCUGAAAAAUGGUCUGUCAGCAAGCAUACCCAGAGCUACCCCACUGACUCAUAUGGGACUCUGGAAUUCCAAGGUGGUGGAUACUCCAACAAAGCCAUGUAUAUCAGAGUAUCCUAUGACACCAAGUCAGACUCUCUGCUUCAUCUCAUGGUGAAAGACUGGCAGUUGGAGCUCCCCAAGCUUUUGAUAUCUGUGCAUGGAGGCCUCCAGAAUUUUGAGAUGCAGACCAAACUGAAGCAGGUCUUUGGGAAGGGCCUCAUCAAGGCCGCUAUGACCACUGGGGCCUGGAUUUUCACCGGAGGAGUCAGCACUGGUGUCAUCAGCCAUGUAGGGGAUGCCUUGAAAGAUCACUCCUCCAAAUCCAGGGGACGAGUCUGCGCUAUCGGAAUUGCUCCAUGGGGCAUCGUGGAGAACAAGGAAGACUUAGUUGGAAAGGAUGUCAACAGAGUGUACCAGACCAUGUCCAACCCUCUAAGUAAACUCUCUGUGCUCAACAACUCACACACUCACUUCAUCCUGGCCGACAACGGCACCUUGGGCAAAUACGGUGCUGAGGUGAAGCUACGUAGACAACUAGAAAAGCACAUCUCACUUCAGAAGAUCAACACAAGACUGGGGCAGGGUGUGCCUGUCGUGGGCCUCAUAGUUGAAGGGGGCCCUAAUGUGGUUUCCAUUGUCCUGGAAUACCUCCGAGAAGACCCUCCAGUCCCCGUGGUGGUUUGUGAUGGCAGCGGACGGGCCUCAGACAUUCUGUCAUUUGCACACAAGAUCAUAAAUGAAUCACUAAGAGAUCAGCUCCUCGUUACCAUUCAGAAAACAUUCAAUUACAGCAAGACACAGUCACAUCAGCUGUUUGCAAUGAUAAUGGAGUGCAUGAAAAAGAAAGAGCUGGUGACUGUAUUUCGGAUGGGCUCUGAAGGCCAGCAAGAUGUCGAGAUGGCUAUUUUAACAGCACUGCUGAAAGGAACAAAUGCAUCUGCUCCUGACCAGCUGAGCCUGGCCCUGGCAUGGAACCGUGUCGACAUAGCACGAAGUCAGAUCUUUGUGUUUGGACCCCACUGGCCGCCCUUGGGAAGCUUAGUACCCCCAACGGAUAGCAAGGUCACAGAGAAGGAGAAGAAGCCACCCACAGCAACCACCAAGGGAGGCAGAGGAAAAGGGAAAGGCAAGAAAAAAGGGAAAGUGAAAGAGGAAGUAGAAGAAGAAACUGAUCCCAGGAAAAUUGAGCUACUGAAUUGGGUGAAUGCUCUGGAGCAAGCGAUGCUUGAUGCACUUGUGUUAGAUCGUGUGGACUUUGUGAAGCUUCUGAUUGAAAAUGGAGUGAACAUGCAGCACUUCCUCACCAUUCCAAGGCUGGAAGAGCUUUAUAACACAAGGCUUGGUCCACCAAACACACUUCAUCUGCUGGUGAGAGAUGUCAAAAAGGGAAACCUUCCGCCUGAUUACCACAUCAGCCUCAUCGACAUAGGGCUGGUGCUUGAGUACCUCAUGGGAGGAGCCUACCGCUGCAACUACACUCGCAAAAGUUUUCGGACCCUUUACAACAACUUAUUUGGGCCAAAGAGGCCUAAAGCUCUUAAACUUCUGGGAAUGGAAGAUGAUGAACCUCCAGCCAAAGGGAAGAAGAAGAAAAAGAAGAAGAAGGAGGAAGAGAUCGACAUUGAUGUGGAUGACCCUGCAGUGAGCCGUUUCCAGUACCCUUUCCAUGAGCUGAUGGUGUGGGCUGUGUUGAUGAAGCGCCAGAAGAUGGCGGUCUUCCUCUGGCAAAGGGGAGAGGAGAGCAUGGCCAAGGCCCUGGUAGCCUGCAAACUCUACAAAUCCAUGGCUCAGGAGUCCUCUGAGAGUGAGCUGGUGGACGACAUCUCCCAAGAUUUGGACAACAAUUCAAAAGACUUCGGCCAGCUUGCUGUAGAGUUGCUAGAUCAGUCCUAUAAGCAUGAUGAGCAGAUAGCCAUGAAACUUCUGACUUACGAGCUGAAAAAUUGGAGUAACUCAACCUGCCUCAAGCUGGCAGUAGCUGCCAAACAUCGAGACUUCAUAGCCCACACCUGCAGCCAGAUGCUGUUGACUGAUAUGUGGAUGGGAAGGCUGCGGAUGAGGAAAAACCCUGGUCUCAAGGUUAUAGUAGGGAUUCUUCUUCCUCCCACCAUCUUGUUUUUGGAAUUUCGCACCUAUGAUGACUUCUCAUUUCAAACAUCCAAGGAAAAUGAAGAUGGCAAGGAAAAGGAAGAAGAGAACACGGGUGUAAAUGCAGAUGCUGGUUCAAGGAAGGGGGAUGAAGAGAAUGCGCACAAGAAGCAAAGAAGUAUUCCCAUUGGAACAAAGAUCUGUGAAUUCUACAAUGCACCCAUUGUCAAGUUCUGGUUUUAUACAAUCUCAUACUUGGGCUAUCUCCUGCUUUUUAAUUAUGUCAUCCUGGUGCGGAUGGACCGCUGGCCCUCAAUCCAGGAGUGGGUUGUCAUCUCCUAUAUUGUGAGCCUGGCCUUAGAGAAAAUUCGAGAGAUUCUCAUGUCAGAACCGGGCAAACUCAGUCAGAAGAUAAAAGUUUGGCUUCAGGAGUACUGGAACAUCACUGACCUUGUGGCCAUCUCCGUGUUCAUAAUUGGAGCAAUUCUUCGCCUACAGAAUCAACCAUAUAUGGGCUAUGGUCGCGUCAUCUACUGUGUGGACAUCAUCUUCUGGUACAUCCGUGUCCUGGACAUAUUCGGUGUCAACAAGUACCUGGGGCCCUAUGUGAUGAUGAUUGGAAAAAUGAUGAUCGACAUGCUGUAUUUUGUGGUCAUCAUGCUGGUCGUGCUGAUGAGUUUUGGAGUGGCCCGUCAAGCCAUUCUGCACCCAGAUGAGGAACCUUCUUGGAGACUAGCCCGAAAUAUCUUCUACAUGCCCUACUGGAUGAUCUAUGGCGAGGUGUUUGCAGACCAGAUAGACCUCUAUGCCAUGGAAAUAAAUCCUCCCUGUGGUGAAAACCUGUAUGAUGAGGACGGCAAGCGGCUCCCGCCCUGUAUCCCAGGUGCCUGGCUCACCCCCGCCAUCAUGGCAUGCUACCUGCUGGUAGCCAAUAUCUUGCUGGUGAACCUGCUGAUUGCAGUUUUCAAUAAUACCUUCUUUGAAGUAAAGUCCAUAUCCAACCAAGUGUGGAAAUUUCAGAGGUACCAGCUGAUUAUGACAUUUCAUGAUCGACCAGUCUUACCACCACCAAUGAUCAUUUUAAGCCACAUCUACAUUAUCAUUAUGCGUCUUCGUGGUCGCUGCAGGAAAAGAAGAGAAGGGGACCAGGAUGAACGGGAUCAUGGAUUGAAGCUGUUCCUGAGUGAGGAUGAGCUGAAGCGGCUGCAUGAGUUUGAGGAGCAGUGCGUGCAGGAGCAUUUCCAGGAGAAGGAGGACCAGCAGCAGUCAUCCAGUGACGAGCGCAUCCGUGUCACCUGUGAGAGAGUUGAAAAUAUGUCAAUGAGGCUUGAAGAAGUCAAUGAAAGAGAAAACUUUAUGAAGGCUUCCCUACAGACUGUGGACCUUCGACUUUGUCAACUAGAAGAAUUAUCUAGCAGAAUGGUGAAUGCUCUUGAAAAUCUUGCCGGAAUUGACAAGUCUGACCUAAUACAGACACGAUCUCGAGCUUCUUCUGAAUGUGAUGCAACUUUUCUUCUAAGGCAAAGUAGUAUCAACAGUGCUGAUGGCUACAGCAUGUACAGAUACCAUUUUAAUGGAGAAGAGUUAUUGUAUGAGGAUACUUCUCUCUCCAUGUCACCAGCAAGAAAAUUAAUGAAAAAAGCUUGUUCUUUCCGCACAAAGGAAGAAAAAGACACAAAAAUCCAUCUGGUGCCUGAGCAUCAGGACAGCCAUCACCUUUUACCUAGCCCAAGCCCACCAGACAGCAGUAGACUUACAUCAGACAACUCUGAGAAUCUACCAGAGCCAAAAUUAGGUCCAGACAUUGGGAUUUCAAGAGAGGAUGAUGGAAUGCAGGCAGACUUUACAAGAGAAGAAACUGAUCAAAUAGAUAACAUACAAGAACAGAAUAAACCAGAUUUUCAAAGCACUCAGCUAACAGUGGAUACGACAAAGGAAGAAGGCAUUGUUUCCUAUCCUUCGGAAGAAAAAAAAAUUACCCACUAUCACCCUGAUGACACUUUCAACACUUCUAAAACAAUGAAAUCCAAAAGCUUUGUGUAUUCUCAUGGAGGAAAGCUGGUCAGUGGGGUUAACAACUGGAGUGCAAAAUACAGUUCAAUGCUGGACCACACAGGGCCCCCUACAGUACAACAAUGGACAACAGAAUGGAAAUGUCAAGUUCAAAAGAUCACACGGUCUUGUAGCACAGAUAUUCCCUUUAUUGUGUCUGAAGCUGCAGUGCAAGCUGAGCAAAAAGAACAGUAUGCAGGUACUGACGCUGAAAGUUAUGUUUCUAAAAGAUUCUCUCAAGUCUCUCUCUUACCCCUAGCUGGUACUGACAGAACAGAAAAGGAAAACUUACUGUCUGUGAAACCACAUCAAGCUUUUGGAUUCCCAUCUAUGAGGUCAAAAAGUCUGCAUGGCCAUCCUAGGAUUGCUAAGUCCAUGCAGUGUAAAUUAGACCGAUCAGGACUUGCCAGCAGUGCGACUAACUUGAUGGUUGUAUCUGGAAUAACAACAGAAGGACAAAAGGCUAAGCAAGAGAAAGCUUCCACAGACUGA